UGGCGCCCGGGGUGGGUGCAGCAGGUGCUGCGCGGGUCAAAGUCCAGAGCGCCGCGUCUCUUUCGCUAGUAACCGUGCCGUCGAUCCUUGCGGCGCGCUGACUCGCUGGUGGACGGGGCCGGCGGCGUGCUGAUGCGUCCCAACGCGUCGGGCGGCAAGCGCCGGGGCAAAGAUCUAGAGCCUGGAGAACUCGAGGACGGCGAGAUCGGGAGCCCGGUUCGAGGAGACGGCGGGCCGGCGCAGGGCCCUGGCUGCGGCAACGCGCUCGGGCGUCAGAACAGCUGGUCCGGCAUGCAUGGCGGCAUGCGCGGCCGGCCUCCCGAUCCGCCCAUGCGCCCGCAGCGCAGCUUCCCCGACCAGCCCAACGGCCCGGGCAUGAGCCGCCCGAUGCUUGGCCGCGAGGCGGGCAUGCCGCGCGAGCCCGUCAGACCGGGCGGGCGAUGGGACGACCGUCCCAACGCGGGCAUGCGCGGCAGCAACCCUGCCGACGACCGGCCCGACAUCCGGCGCGAGCGGAGCCGCUUCUCUGACGCGCAGCCGCACCCGAUGCCACGCGAGCAGCCGCACCCGAUGCAGCGCGGCCCGGGGCCGCUUCCGCCGCCACCGCCAGGCGGAGGGCGGAUGGGGAUGCACGGCGCGCCGCCGCCGCCGCCGCCGCACCGGCAGCAGCUGCCGCCGCACGCGCAGCAGGCCCGGCCGCCAAUGGGCCAGCCCAUGCCUCGCGAGCACAGCAGCGGCGGGAUGCGCCGCGAUGGCAGCGCGCCGCUCAGCCGUCCACCGCCUGACGCGGGCCCGUACGCGCGGGGCUGGAAGGACGACGGCCGGCCGGGUUGGCCGCGCUCCUCCGCCGCCGCCGCACCGGCCGGGGCCGCACGGGCGGGGCCCGCCCCCGCACAUGCACCCGCAGCAGCUCGGCCCGCCGUCGAUGCCCCUCCACGGCGGAGGGUACGCGGAGCUCCCGCCCGCCCCGCCGCCCGCCCCGCCGCCCGCCCCGCCGCCGCCCCGGCCGGCGGCGGGCGGGGACGACGACAGCCUCUUUGACGUGCCCGACGACUGGGAGCAAGCGCGAGCGAGCAACGCGGCGGCGACGACGACGGCCACCUCGCACGGACUGCCGCCGCCGCCGGUGCCGCCGCCGUUUGCCCCGCCGUUGGACUCCGCCGUGCCCGCGCGGGCGGGCGGCCCGCCGUUCGGGGGCCGCGACUGGAUGGGGCCGCGCCUCUCGCUCGAGCCCGCCCCGAGCCUGCGCCAGCCCGAGAGCAGGGCGGGCGCGCUCGCGCCGCCGAGCUGCGCGCUGCCCGGCCUGCCGCCGCUCUUCCCUUCGGCUGCGGAGCUCGCGCCGCCCCCCCCGUCGCGGCUGAGCCAGCCCCUCGAGCCUCCCUUGCCCUCCGCCGCGUGCUCGCCCUCGCUCGCGCCCGAGGCGAGGGCCGCGCCGGAGCUCGCCGGCGGCGGCGAGUCGCCAGGAGGCGUCCGGCCGCGCGGUCGGCUGGGCUGGGGGCAGGGGCUGCUGCGACGCGGCCUCGCCAAGCCCAAGCCGGAGGACGAGCCGGCCGCCCUCAAGGAGGCGCCGGAGGAGCCCGCCUCGAGCGAGGCACCCGCUCCGGCGGCGGCCGACGCGGAGGCGCCUGCGGCCACCGCGCCCGCGCCCGAGGCGGCCGCGCCCGCCGAGGCGCCCGAGGCGGCGGCUCCCGACCCGGCUCCCCCCGCGCCCGCGCCCGAGGCGGCCGCUCCCGACGACGGCGAGCCGGCUCCCGCCGCGGCAGACGACGACGCCCUCCCGGUUGGCGAGCCGGCCGCGCCCGAGCCCGCUCCGGCGCCCGCUCCGGCGGCGCCAAAGCCGAGCAAGAUGGAGCUGCUGGGCAAGAUCGACGACAUCGAGACGGUGAUCGAGGAGAAGGAGAAGAUCAUCGAGGUCGCCGAGGCGAAGCGUACCGCCGCGCAGCGCGCCGCCGCCCUCGUCGAGGCCAAGGCGCUCCAGGCGAGCACCCCGAGCGGCGCGGACGGUGGCGGCUCGUCAUCGACGGCCUCGCGGCGCGAGGCGAUGUCGAUCCCCGACCUGAUCGAGCUGCUCUACAUGCGCAACGCGAAGGCGGCCGAGAAGUCGCACGAGGCGCUUCUCGCCCGGCUCGAGGAGGGCGGCCGCGUGGGGCGGAACGACGAGCCCGUCUUCGCCUCCGAGCUGCCGCUGUACCGCGCCAACCUCGCCAGCCGCGCAAAGAUGGCGCGGCGGCUGCUUCCGGCGGUGCGCGAGCGCGCGCAGGGCCUCGAGCAGACGAACGCGCAGCUCCGCGCGCGCUUCUCCCAGCUGCAGCGCGCGUGGGACACCGCGACGGCCAAGCGCGAGCGGGAGCGCGAGAAGCGCAAGUCGCUCAAGACGGCUCACGACGACGGCGCCAGCGGCGGGCGCGCCAGCCGCAACCGCACGGUCGGCUCCUUCGACGUCGUGCGGUCGGAGGAGGAGAUGAACGCAGUGCUGGCGCAGCUCGCCGAGCAGGAGAAGAAGGAGCGCAACGACGACUGGUGCCGCGCCAAUUGCGCGGUCCCGACGCCGAUGCUGCUCGAGCCGCUCCUGUCUGCCACGCCGACGUUUAUACCGCGCAACGGCGUCAUCCCGGACGUGAUGGCGGACGAGCGCGAGCGGAAGAAGCGGAUGGUGUGGAGCGAGGAGGAGGAGGCCCUCUUCACCGCAAAGUACCUCACCUACCCCAAGAACUUCCGCAAGAUUGCCUCCUUCCUCGAGUGGAAGUCGCCCGGCGACUGCGUCCAGUUCUACUACCUCAACAAGUACAAGCUCGACCUCAAAAAGACGCUGCUGAAGACGCAGCGCCGCCGCCCCGGCUCGACGCCGCGUGCGUUCCGCGAGGUGCAGGCCAUCACGCCCGCGCGCGCCGUCGAGGCGCCCAAGCCGGUCAACGACAAGGACUUUGUCACCAACCCCUUCCGGCAGGGCAUGCGCGCGCGCGCGCGCAACUUCUCGUACAAGGAGUCGGACAUCGCCUCCCGCGCAGAGGGGUCGGAGGAGGUCGCCGAGCCUGCGGCCGCACUGCCGCCGCUGCCGCCGCUCCCCGCCAGCGGCGCCACCUCGAACCGCUGGUCGGACGCGGAGCGCAGCAGGCUCGCCGCGGCGGUGCAGCGGCACGGCACCUCGGCGUGGGCGCAGGUCGCGCAGCAGGUGGGGACAAAGACGUCGACGCAGUGCAAGAACUAUUACGCAAACUACCGCGACCGGCUGCCCGGCCUCGGCGGCAAGGAGGAGGCCGCCGCCGGCGCCAAGCGCGAGCGGGAGGAGGGGUCCGGUCCGGCGAGGAGCGGCAAGAAGGCGCGCGAGCUCAAGGGCGGCAAGGACAAGAAGAAGGCGCUCGCGGCGCACAGCGGGAGCGCGGCUGGCCAGCUGCACGAGCCGGAGGAUGCCGUGGCAGCG
Emiliania huxleyi CCMP1516 is the source of this 3421-nucleotide messenger RNA. RefSeq lists its product as hypothetical. The record is from RefSeq and is a predicted model, not a curated record. NCBI's taxonomy places the organism in Eukaryota, Haptophyta, Isochrysidales, Noelaerhabdaceae. The transcript is spliced from 4 exons. Gene Ontology annotation, biological process: regulation of transcription by RNA polymerase II. The annotation marks the transcript as partial.